ACCGACUUCAUUUUUUUAGUGCAUUGAACACUCGCUGUCGUGCUUAUCUGUUCCCAAAAAUUCUUGGUAACAUGGCUGCCCAGACUCUACUGGCAAAUUCAUCCAUGAAAAUGCCUUUUUCUUUCCUAAUUUGCCGACAUACGGAGACUGUUUCUCGCCUUCUUCAAUCGCAAGGCUUUCAUUCGAGAAAACGGAAAUUAUCAAUCGAGUGUUCCCAGAAUCAAAUUCGAACUCUGCGGACAUGUAAGAACUGCAAAUCACAGUUCGAGCCUUCGCUCAAUCAUCCUCGUGCUUGCUGCUAUCACCCUGCUCAUUUUGGGGGUGAAACAAAGAGAAAAUUCGAGAGUGUUUACAUAGGUGGUACUAUGGAUACUCCAGAAUCUGGAAAAGUAUUCCAAUACUGGCAUUGUUGCGGGUCUGAGAAUCCCUUUGAUCCUGGGUGCACGGCAGCACCCCAUAUUUCUUAUGAUGAUUGACGAUUAAAGCUUAAACUUCGUCAAGUUUGAGACUACUGAGGAUACGCUCAAUUGUAAGAUGUCAAAGAUAUGCCACCUCUCUUGAUUCUUUUCCGAUCGAGAUGUAUAGAUCCUGUUCAUGGAUUAACGCAAAUGUACAAGAGCUCUAUUUGCUUCUGCCAUUUUAUGAAUCUCUUCCUUUUCUAUAGGAACUUCUGUACCAGAAACAAUGGUAUCUCCAAUUAUAGCCUCUGUGGGAUGUAUGCUCAUUCGAAACCUUUGUCCGGUCAAUGUGAGGGUCGAUGUAAUUGAGAAGCGAUGUAGACAUAAGAAUGGAAGGUGAUCCAAGAGUGGACAUCGUCCUUCUCUCGCCACCUCCUAUCAGUGUGAGUUAUCUGUCUUUGAUGAGCUUCCUUGUUCGAGUUGGAGUUAAGAAGCUAAAGUUAGCCGAACCCAAGCCUAGCGUCUAGCGGGGCAAGUUAGCGAUAAGGGAGGUCAAUAGCCUCUAGCAUAUCUGCUCCUUCGUCUCUGGCACAAGAAAAUUCUUAUUAGGAAGUGGAAUGCAGCCUUUCUGUAAGCCCAUAUUUGGUUUGGCUACUUUUGGUGCUUCCUGGGAGGAGAUCUUUCUUUCGCAAGGUGUCAUAUCGAGUCAAUUACAUCGAACCUAUUUCGCAAACGAAAUCGGUCUUUGAGGAAGAUUUAGAGAGAAAGGGCGGAGUGAGAAAAUAAAAGAAUGAGAGGCCGCGAUAAUGGAUCUUUUCAAUGCUUAAUGGAAAGUUACAAGUUAAGAAUUGGCAAACAGUAAGCUUGUUAUCAGUAUUUGAACAAGUUUUCUUUCUUUCUUUCUUCAUUCCUUCCUUUCUGCCUUUUUUAUAUCAUCUUUAACAACAAAAGUGGCUGGUAGUAAGAUAUACAUAUAGUUUUUCUCUAUUGUUGUUUGUUACAAUUUUUCUUUUC
Molecule: messenger RNA, 1412 nt
Organism: Striga asiatica
Lineage: Eukaryota; Viridiplantae; Streptophyta; Magnoliopsida; Lamiales; Orobanchaceae
Source: the annotation of a GenBank genome assembly